AUGGCCUACCAGUUCUUCGCUAAGCAGUCUCGGUCGUCCCCCUCGCCUGCAUCGCCCCCUCCAGGCGCUGGCAGAGCGACGACCAGGCCUCCCAUCCACCCGCCGCCGCUCCACCCGCCUCAAUCGGCUGUCGCGGCGGCAUCCAAGCCGAAGACACCUGCACAGGAGCAGGCCUUCCAGCCAUAUCCACAUUCGAUUCCCUCUGGCUACGUGACUCCUCAUCCACAUAUUACGGUCGAGUCUAUCCGGACUGCACAUAUCCCUUCCCUGACCCGGAUUACGGGUCUGCUCCUUCCAAUCCGUUACCCCAGCUCCUUCUAUACUGCCACGAUCACAGACCCCGUUAUUACGUCUCUGUCGCGCGUCGCCAUUUACCAUGACCAUCCUGUCGUGUCAGCUCCAGCGUCCACGCCUGCAUCGGUAGCUCUUGGGUCCAGUGCGUCAGCGGGGACAGACAAGGUGAUCGGCGGGAUCCGCUGCCGCCUGGAGAGAGUGUCUCCGUCGACCGAAGAGCAGACUCACCAGCCGACAAACCUCUACAUCCAAACUCUGCACCUUCUCUCUCCAUACCGGGGGCACGGCGUGGCUGCUUCAUUGUUGAAUUCAUUGCUUUUCGCUUCGCCGCCAGACUCAGAAGGCAAAUAUAGAGUCUCGGAGCUAGUGAAACAUUACAACAUCCGCAGCGUGACUGCACAUGUCCACGAGGCGAACGAGGAAGGAUUGAACUGGUACAUUGCGCGAGGUUUUCAAGUUGAAUCUGCUGUAGUCGAGGGAUACUAUCGUCGGUUGCAGCCAUCUGGAGCGAGAAUCGUCCGGUUAGCUGUACAGUGGUCCGAAGAAGAUGAACAUACGUCUGCAAUGGGUGAUGAUACAUGCAACACUACAUUGCCCAAUGACCCAGAUGAUGAAGAUUGGGAGAAGGUCGAGGCUGAGGAUGGCGACGAAGGUGACCAUGGCGUGCAGCCAUUAAACGAGUCCCGGGUUUGGGACAGGGAUGAUCCAGGCUCGAGGAAGAGGAAGGCAGAGGAGGAUGAGCACCAGUCGGCCUCGCGGCGGUGA
Messenger RNA from Penicillium lagena, 1059 nucleotides. Its product is annotated as GNAT family N-acetyltransferase. The transcript has a single exon. Gene Ontology annotation, cellular component: NatA complex. Gene Ontology annotation, biological process: mitotic sister chromatid cohesion. NCBI's taxonomy places the organism in Eukaryota, Fungi, Ascomycota, Eurotiomycetes, Eurotiales, Aspergillaceae. Bases 1 to 1059 code for a protein of 352 amino acids. The record is from RefSeq and is a predicted model, not a curated record.